This is a messenger RNA of Drosophila rhopaloa, 780 nucleotides long. RefSeq lists its product as uncharacterized. The transcript has a single exon. NCBI's taxonomy places the organism in Eukaryota, Metazoa, Arthropoda, Insecta, Diptera, Drosophilidae. The record is from RefSeq and is a predicted model, not a curated record. The coding region runs from base 1 to 780 and encodes 259 amino acids.
AUGGUUUCUUCCUCACAGCUGCUUCUCUUGGCCCUCCUGGGUCUGACCGCAGUUAGUGCCACUCCGGUAGUACAGCAGGCGGGCAGCGAGCAGUUUACCUCGGCGGUGUCCCACUUUCUGCAGGCCUUUAAGAGCAUCAUGCCCUGCGGCUAUGGAGACGUUCCCGUGCUGGCCCCCAUCGUAAGCCCAUUUUACGAAUUCAACGUCACCCGCGAAGACUUCACCGCUGUGGGCAACGUGACCAAUAUGCGCAUUCAGGGGCUGGACAGCUUCCAGGUCCUGAGUGCCAGCGACUAUGGCAAAACCGGCGAGGCCGCCUACGACCUGCUCUUCCCCAAGAUUCAAUUGCUAGGCUUUGCAGAGGUUGAUGGAUUCAUCAACAUGGGCGGCUUUAAGCUGCCCAUACGCCAGAACGAUGUGAUCAACGAAGCUCUAUUUGACCUGCGCAUGGUAGGAAGCUACAGCUUCGCCAACAGCCUGACCAAUUCGUCGGGUCUACGCAUGGUGGACUUUAAGCAGACAAUCUAUCUGGCUGGCGUUGAACUAGACAACUGGAACACCCUGUGGAACAUCUCCACCAACAAUUUCUGGAAUCGUUGGAUAAAGACUCUGCUGCCACUUGCCCUCGAGGAGAUUCAGCCCAACGUCACAAACUUCCUAUACCAGAACUUCCUCGUUCCGAAGGUAAACGAUCUGCUGGCCAACGUGAGCAUGGUCGAGUUGGUAAACUUCAUCCAGACCCAGGCUCAACUCUGGGCAAAUGCCAAUUGCAAGCCUUAA